Molecule: messenger RNA, 3303 nt
Organism: Ornithodoros turicata
Lineage: Eukaryota; Metazoa; Arthropoda; Arachnida; Ixodida; Argasidae
Exons: 3
Coding region: 1-3303 (1100 amino acids)
Biological process (GO): DNA integration
Molecular function (GO): nucleic acid binding
Source: RefSeq, a predicted model, not a curated record
AUGGUAUGUACACGGUCCACCGGUGACCGUGACGAUGCAGCGGCAGGCGAUAAUCGGGUUGACCCCGAGGUCGCGGGAGAACAAAGCGGGGACGGCGCCAUCGCCGGAACUAGCGCAAGAGCUGUUGAAAAUUCGCAGCCUCUUCCUCCCCAGACGAUGGCGGCAGAUACCGCUAACGUCUUGCUGCAGGUGACAAACCUUGUUGCCGCGCUGACACAACAGAUGAAUGUGGUGCAAACGAGCUCGCAUUCCUCUUUUCCCCCGAGGCUCCAUCCGAGUAUGGCUGUCCCUACAUACUCGGGCUAUUCUGACGGGAAGUCGGUCACAGACUUCCUGUUGGAACUUGAGACCUAUCAGACAGCGUCCAAAGCGCCCGAUGAUACAGUGUUAAGGUCGUUCAGGGAGCACCUCAUUCACUUGCGUACUGUUCUGAGUAGAAUGAGGGACGCCGGGUUGACAAUUAAUCCGGAGAAGGUUCAGAUUGCAUCCCCUAAGGUGGAUCUCCUAGGGUUUGUAGUGGAUCGUGGCACACUGAGUCCGAACGAGGAAAAGUUGAGAGCUAUAAUCGAUUAUCCUCGUCCGCAUGACAUCAAGAGCUUGCAGAGGUUCUUAGGAAUGGUUGGCUUUUAUCGCCAGUUCAUUCCGCGAUGUGCAACUCUGGCUAAGCCACUUUACGAGCUGCUGCGGAAGAAUAUGCAGUGGUCUUGGGGUCCUAGGCAGGAGGAGGCAUUUUCCUCUUUAACACAAGCAAUAGCGGAUACAGCUAGAUUGUGGCUGCCGGACUUGAACAAGCCGUUCGUGAUGCAGACGGACGCGAGUGGUUACGGGGUUGGAGCAGUGUUACUGCAAGAGCAUGAGGGAGAUUUAUGCCCUGUCGCUUUUGCAAGUCGUACACUCACCCCGGCGGAAGGGAAUUAUUCCGUUACGGAGAAGGAGUGCUUGGCGGUGAUGUUCGGAUUGAAAAAGUUUGACAUGUAUCUGGAUGGGACGACUUUCACCAUUCAGACGGACCACCAGGCACUCGCAUGGCUGCAGCGGUUGAAGAAACCGGCUGGCAGGUUAGCACGCUGGGCGUUAGCGCUCCAGGGUUAUUCGUAUCAGGUACAGUACCUGAAGGGUAGCACGAACAAGGUGGCUGAUGCAUUGUCUCGUGCGCCACUGGGUUCCCGCUGUUCUGAUGCACAGAAGGAAUCCGAGUGGGAGGGCAGAGCUAUGCCCAGAGAUGAGUAUGAUGCUGGCCCGGUCGUACAGUCCGUACAUGGGGGCCGAGCAGACUCUCUUGCGGUAAGCGAGGAGGGUGAAAGAGAGACUGGUAACACAGGUAAGUGUGUAAGUCUCCGGAAUGGUUGUAGAAGCCAGACCGAGAGGGGACAUCUCGUGGCGGCGAUUGGUUCGAAUCCCGCGGGUAACUCCUCGGCUUGGGGAACGGUCGUAAGCAGGGAAGAGCUCUUAGAGGCACAGAAAUCAGACGGGUUAUGUCAACGGGUGUCUGGAAAGCUGGCGGACAAUAGUGCAGCUGACACCGGGAACGUUGACAGGGAUUUUGAUGGCUGCUUGGACUCAUACUUGUUGAGUGAUGACGGGCUCUUGCUGCGAUACGUACCCGGCUUGGACGAGGAGGACGAGAGUGUUUCCCCUUUCAGGGUGGUGGUUCCAAGGAGACUGCGAAAGGUAUUUAUGCGGUACUUCCAUGACUCAGCUCUGGCGGGUCACGGCAGCGGCAGCAAGACUUAUCAUAAGUUAUGUCGUGUUGUGACUUGGCCGGGUAUGAGGCAGGAUGUUAUGCGCUUUACCCGUAGCUGCCUGGUAUGUCAGAAGGCUAAGCCUCGAGGUGGUAAGCCUCCUGGCAUGUUGCAACCGGUAGUUAGUAGCUACCCUUGGCAUAUCGUAGCGUGUGACGUGAUGGGACCAUUUCCGAGAAGUCCACGCGGGAACCAGUACCUGUUGGUGGUCACUGAUCAUUUCUCUAAGUGGGUGGAGCUAUUCCCGCUUAGGAAGCUGGUGUCGGAACGAAUAUGGGACCGGCUGCUUGAGACAUUCUCACGGUUCGGGUUUCCGUCCCAGCUGAUUACUGAUAAUGCUUCCUACUUCACAGGUAGGGUGUUCGUCGACUCCUGUGCGGCCCUAGGGAUCCGGCACAAGAGAACGACUCCAUAUCAUCCCCAGGCGAAUAUCACGGAAAGGGUGAACCGCAACCUUAAGAGCAUGUUGGUGGCGUUAACCGACAAGCAUAAGGAUUGGGAUGAGCGUCUACCUGAGUUGGGCUUUGCAACCAGGACGACGGUGAAUAGGUCGACAGGGUUUUCUCCUGCGUACCUGAACUUCGGGAAAGACAUUAGUUUUCCGAUGGAGAACGUGCUGAGACAGACCACGCCGAUUGCUCGUAGCCUGUCGAAGUACGCGAGCGAGUUGCGUAGUCGGCUCUCGGACGCGGUGACUUGCGCAAGAGAGAGCCUAGACAUCGCUCGCACUGAUCAGGCGCUUCAGUACGAUAAGGGGCAUCGUGCCCUGUCGUACGAAGUCGGGGAUUUGGUCCUAAGGCGAACGCAUCCACUGAGCAAUGCUGCGAUGGGUUUUGCAGCAUCGUUUCUAGGCAGCAGACCACGACCAAAGGAUGGUGCCCCCCGCUCCCGUUCCGGGAGUAGGCGGGGCAGCGCAUGGGACCGACGGGUGCUGGAGCGACCAGUUCAGCCCGCUACUCCUCAGCGCCGGUCGGCAGCAACUUGGACGGCGCAGGUUGGGGAUACGACAGCCAGCUUCGUGUCCCACACGCGGUGGCGCCACCAGCCCAGGCCACUAAGGGGUGCAGAUCCGGACAGCGUGGCUGCCACCUUCCGGGGGAUGACUCUUCAAGACCGCUACCCCAGCGAGCCGGCCGCGGUCUACAGCGACGAGGAGGCUGCGCGUCUGUGCACCACGUGCGGGGGCCUGGUCAUCGACCGGCCUACACACGUCAGAGGUCCCCGCCACGCUAGCGCCGUCGCUGCCCUCGCUGGAGCCACGCAGAGUACCCCGGACGCCACGCCGGCAGCACCCGCACCUGAGAGGCCUGUGGCACCUGCUGCGGUCACCGCAGACCUGGCUGUCGCAGCCGCCGUCGAAAUCCUCCGGGCCUUCCGCCCGGACCUCAUCGCCGGGACGGACCCCAGAGGGACAGCGCCCAUCCUAGUGCCACAGCCGGCUGAUCCCGCAGUCGUGCCCGUGACUACGGGCCAAGACCGUAUGGCGGUCGACUCGUCGCCGAGCCCUGCGUCCCUGGACGAAGAUCUCCUCAAGUUCCUGGACCCCAAGACCGGGCCUUAG